Amoebophrya sp. A25 is the source of this 821-nucleotide messenger RNA. Lineage: Eukaryota; Dinophyceae; Syndiniales; Amoebophryaceae. The record is from the annotation of a GenBank genome assembly.
AAAAAGGUCCAAGAAAGGUGCUAGAAGCUGGAGCCUGCUUUGGCCUUUCAGCUUGCUACUGGGGUGCUCCACUUUGAUGCAGGGCGUUUCGGCCGCAGGCGCAGGAGACGUUGGUGGUUGCGUUUUGGAUUGCAUCUGUAUUAUGGAAAGACGUAAUUUUUGUUACUCAUCAAUAGUUGUGGAAACACUAGUUUGCUGAAUAAAGAACCUCCCAGGUUGUAGCAGAAAACAAUCAACACAUCGUAGUUCGAAGAUAUAAGUACAAAAUUAAGCGAGUACGUAACUCAUUGAUAACAUCCUAGAGAAGCUCUCUAGGUCGUAUAAUCAAGAUGGAAAAGCAAGGGGAACGGAAGCAUUCCUGUUGUAGCGACAUUCCCAAUAUGUCCUCGCGAAGAGUACUAGAGAACUCCCUUCAGAGAUAAACUCUAAUUCUUAUUUCUGCGUGCCCUGCUGCUGCGACUUGUUGCUCAACGGGGGAGGCCAUGCAGGUGAGCAAGCGGGUGCACGCGAAGUUCGACUCCCUCCUACUGUCGCGCCCGAAGGUCAACAACGAGAACAACCUGAAAAUCGCACCAAUACUGUUCUUCGACCCGAGCAAGAAGUGAUGCGGAUGGGUGGUCCUGAGGAACCUCACACCGCCCCGGAGCAGCGCCCGGAGAUGGAAGCGGGCCUUCCUCAAGGACGAACCAGGCUUCGUCCUGCACAGAAUGCGGACCAGCCGCUCGCGGAUCAAAUGGAGGAAUUGCGUGAACGGGUUCGAUGUCUAGAUCGACAACUAGCCGCACAUCCUCCACAAGGAGAAGGAGCGCAGGCGAGAGGGG